Molecule: messenger RNA, 2832 nt
Organism: Kwoniella shivajii
Lineage: Eukaryota; Fungi; Basidiomycota; Tremellomycetes; Tremellales; Cryptococcaceae
Exons: 3
Coding region: 1-2832 (943 amino acids)
Source: RefSeq, a predicted model, not a curated record
AUGUUCGCUCAAUUACUAUCUAUCUUGCCUGUCUUGGCCGCGCUCCCUGCCGCCCAAGCCUACUUUAUUCUGUCUCACCCUAUUCUCGAGACCACUCGACUUGACCCUAUCGUCAACCCUGGUGACAUUGGUACUCAUGUCCACUCGAUUGUUGGAGGUAACAACUUUGACAAAUCUAUGACAUACGAGUCUACCCAACAAUCCACUUGUACCACCGCGGGCGUUUCCGUUGACAAAUCCAAUUACUGGACUCCUCAAUUGUACUACUACAACCCCAAGGAUGCAACUUACUCAGCUGUUCCCAUUUCUUACGUCAACACCUACUACCUUCCUCGAUACAGUCCUGGUGAGACCACCGUUCGAGCUUUCCCCGAUGGUCUCCGAAUGCUUUCAGGUGACGCCACCAGAAGAACCUAUAACAAUGAUGCAGACUCCAAUGCUGUCAGUUACGUCUGUCUCGACUACAACGGAAACCACUCCGGCGACCCUGCAUGGGACCAAAGAAACUCUUUCUUCGAGCACAACUGUCCUAACGGUAUGAGAGCUCAAGUGUUCUUCAGAUCAUGUUGGGAUGGUGUCAACCUCGACUCUGAUGAUCACAUCAGUCACAUGGCUUGGCCCAGUGGAGGUGUAAACGGUGGUUCAUGCCCUUCCACCCACCCUGUCCGACUUGUCUCCCUCUUCUACGAGUUCAUCUACAACGUACAAGCAUUCCCUUACAAUAACGGUUCCGACCCAACAUGGGUUUGGUCUAACGGUGAUACUACUGGUUACGGUCUUCACGGUGAUUUCGUUAACGGAUGGCCUUCUUACAACAACGGUACCAACGUUCUUCAACAAGCUUUAAAUCAAUGUAACCAGAACAACGGUGUCGGUGGUGAACUCGACCAAUGCCCUCCUUUCGUUCCUUACCUUGAUUCUUACAGUGCCAACGCUUGUACUCCUCUCAACGACCAAGUCGACGAAGAUGUUGGUUUCGGUCAUUUCAUCAAGUCAAUCCCUGGUGACAACCCUCUUUGGAUUGGUGAUGUCGACAAACCUACAUACGGCGACAACUACACUGAUGCUGGUAUCGGCUACACCGACUUCAAAUCUGUCAUUCCUUCCGGAUACACAGAUGUCGGUUGUAUCGCCGAAGGUACCAGUGGUCGAGCUCUUGCCGGUGCUCAUUUCUCCAAUACCAACAUGACUCGAGGCGGUUGUGUAUCUUGGUGUCAAGACCGAGGUUACCCCCUUGCCGGUAUCGAAUACGGUUCUGAAUGUUACUGUGACUUUGCCAUGCGAAACGGGGCUUCCAACACUACUCUCCUCAAUUCAUCUAAAUGUGGUAUGACUUGCGCCAACAACACCAAUGAGAAAUGUGGUGGUUCAUCAACCCUCGAGCUUUUCAACAACCCUGCCCUUUACCCUGUCGCUAAACUUCCUACUGGCUGGUCCACAAACGGAUGUGUAACAGAGGGGUCUAAAUCUCGAGCUUUGACCGGAUACUCUUUCUCCACCAGCUCAAUGACUCAAGAACUAUGUAUGACCACUUGUCAAGCUAAAGGCUUCUCUUUCGCCGGUAUCGAAUACGCUUCCGAAUGUUACUGUGGUAAUGCUUUCACCACCGGUGCCAACCCAGCCACCGAUGGUUGUACCAUGGCAUGUUCCGGUAACUCGCUCCAAGUUUGUGGUGGUGGUAACAGACUUACUACCUUCUCAUACUCGAACGCUACCGUUGUCGCUCCCAGCGCUUCUGCUUCUGCUUCUGCUUCUGCUUCUGCCUCAGUAUCUGCUUCUGCCAGCUCCAGUGCUAGCAAGUCUGCUUCCUCUUCGGUCGCUUCAUCCUCUUCAUCAGCUGCUGCUUCAUCAUCUUCAUCUGCAGCUGCUUCAUCAGCUGCCAAGUCAUCAAGCUCUUCAUCCUCCGUUGCAGCUUCAUCAACUUCAUCAGCUGUUGUCGCCUCUUCUUCAAGCUCUGCUGCAGCUUCUUCGUCGAGCUCCGCUGCCAAGAGCUCUUCCAGCUCUUCCGCUACGGCUCCUUCAUCAUCGAGCUCAGUAGCCGCUUCAUCCAGCUCCGCUGCUGUUUCGUCAAGCUCAUCAUCAGCUGCUCCUUCUUCAUCAAGCUCAGCAGUCGCUUCUUCCAGCUCAUCUUCAGCUGCCAAGAGCUCCGCUUCAUCUGCUGCUCCUUCUUCAUCAAGCUCAGUUGUUGCUUCUUCCAGCUCAUCGUCAGCUGCCAAGAGCUCCAGUUCAUCUGCUGCUCCUGCUUCUUCAAGCUCGUCAGCAGCUGUUUCAAGCUCUUCUUCCGCUGCUGUUUCAAGCUCUUCUUCCGCUGCCAAAUCCUCCUCCAGCUCUGCCGCUGCCUCAAGCUCAUCUUCAGCUGCUGUCUCAAGCUCCUCUUCCGCUGCUAAAUCAUCAACCUCUUCAUUGGUCGCUUCAUCCACUUCAGCUUCUGCCGCUCCUUCCGCUUCCGCAUCUGCUGGAGCUUACAUGGCUUACACUGGAUGUUUCCACGACACUUCCGGUGGACGACACUUGAAUGGAUCCUACGCAGCUGGAUCGAACAUGAACAACGAAGUCUGUACUUCAUACUGUCAAUCUAAAGGAUUCGCUUAUGCCGGUACCGAAUACGCUCAAGAAUGUUACUGUGGAAAUUACCUUAACAUGACCCUUGCAGCCAACGAAGCUAAAUGUAACACCCCUUGUAGAGCUACCAACGCUCAAACCGGUGCCACAGAAUACUGUGGUGGUGGUUUGAUCUUAUCAGUUUACACCACGGGAUUAAACGCAAACGCUCACCCUUAUGGCACAAAACCAGCAAACCCAAACAGACGAUCAGCUAAAUUCAGAUUAUAA